AUGGAGGCCUCGGCGGGCGGAGGGGCCGGCGGCGCGGCGGGGCGGCGCUGGUACUUCACCCGCGAGCAGCUGGACCGCAGCCCCUCGCGUCGCGCCGGGCUCGACCCCGACAAGGAGCUCUCGUACCGGCAACAGGCGGCCAACCUGCUGCAGGACAUGGGACAGCGCCUCAACGUCUCCCAGCUCACCAUCAACACGGCCAUCGUGUACAUGCACCGUUUCUAUAUGGUGCAGUCCUUCACCCAGUUCCACAGGAACUCGGUGGUACCAGCAGCUCUGUUCUUGGCAGCCAAGGUGGAGGAGCAGCCUCGUAAGCUGGAGCACGUAAUCAAGGUAGCACAUGCCUGUCUGCAUCCCCUGGAAACUCCUCUAGAAACCAAGAGCGAGGCUUACCUGCAACAAGCCCAAGACCUGGUCAUUCUAGAGAGCAUAAUACUGCAGACCCUGGGUUUUGAGAUCACUAUUGACCACCCCCAUACCCACGUGGUGAAGUGCACACAGCUAGUGCGAGCCAGCAAGGACUUGGCCCAAACUUCCUAUUUCAUGGCUACCAACAGCCUGCACCUGACCACCUUCAGCCUGCAGUACACCCCUCCCGUUGUGGCCUGCGUCUGUAUCCACCUGGCUUGUAAGUGGUCCAACUGGGAGAUCCCAGUCUCCACGGACGGGAAGCACUGGUGGGAAUACGUUGAUGGCACUGUAACUCUGGAGCUCUUAGAUGAGCUGACUCAUGAAUUCCUGCAGAUCCUUGAGAAAACUCCCAACCGGCUUAAACGUAUCCGGAACUGGCGGGCCUCUCAAGCAGCUAAGAAGUCAAAGGCUGAUGACCACGGUGAAGAUGAGAGCCUGUCGGAGCAGACAAUCCUCAACAUGAUUUCCAGGAACAAUAGUUCGGACAUGAACAUCGCUGGGUUAAUGAGCAUGUCAACGUCCUCGACCGCCGGAGCAGGGCCUUCUCUGCCGGCCACGGUGGACUCACCCAGCGACCAGAGUGGCACGGAUAUGUCCCAGCCUGAGCACUGGCUGUCCCAGCAUCCUCCACCCAAGCUGGAGACUGGCCAGAGUCACAGGACUAACGAAAGCUCGUCGGCUGCUGAGCACCCUUUACAGCAAGAUGGCGCUGGUUAUCAGAAGCAGAGCGGCAAGAACGCCCCAUCAGCCAAAGUGUCGCUCAAGGAGUACCGGGCCAAGCACGCCGAGGAGCUGGCGGCACAGAAGCGGCAGCUGGAGAACAUGGAGGCCAACGUGCGUUCUCAGUACGCCUACGCUGCGCAGAAUCUCCUGGUCCAGCAGCAGCGGGAGAGGGAAGUCCAGCAGGACAGCAACCCCUCUCCGAUCAUCCUGAAAAUCCCCAUCGGCGGCCCGGAGAACCCCGAGCGCCCUCCCGGCCCUGAAAAGAGUGACAAAGCCUCGGCUCUGAAGCUCAGGAUCCCUGUGGCAGGUGGAGGUGGGGAGAGGCCCCUCCCCUCCAAGCAGGAAGAGAUAAAAAUGCGGAUCAAGGUGCCAACCGCCGCAGACAGGCACGGCUCCUCGGAUGAGAGCAGCGGCAAGAACCGGGAGCACAAGGAGAAACACAAGGUUCACUCUUCUAACCACCACCACCACCACCACAACCACCACUCUCACAAACACUUACACCCCCAGCUUGGCGCCGGCCCCAGCAGCAUGGCGAACAAGCGGCCGGGAGACUCUAAACACAUCAGCCAGCCUAGCGCCGUGCCCCACAAAAGCUACGGUCCCCUCGCCUCUUCCCGCAAGAGGCCCCUGCCAGAGGAGGUGGCAGCAGCCACGGCCACGGCCACCGCCGCAGCCCACGAGCACCAGCCCAAAGUCAGCAAAGCCUCCAAAGGCCCUGGCAUGCCGUUCCCUUACCCCCACCUCCCCGGGGCGGCCCACCUCCCAGGGCACAGCUCAGAUGUGGGCAACCUCCCCUUAUCCCAGGCCAACAAAGCCCGGGGCACCCACAGCAAAUCGGACAAGGGUCCCACGGGGGCCAACGGGCACAAUGCCAACCAGGCCAGUGACUACCAGGAUACGGUCAAUAUGCUGCACUCGCUGUUGAGCGCGCAGGGCAUGCAGCCCACCCAGCCCCCUGCCUUUGACUUCCACUCGUACGGCGAGCUCUUGAACCCCCGGGCUUCCACCAGCUCCAGAGCUGCCGCCAACACGGACAAGCCCCGACCACCCCCCCUGCCCUCAGAACCGCCCCCCCCGCUCCCCCCUCUCCCCAAGUAAAACC
Messenger RNA from Gavia stellata (red-throated loon), 2239 nucleotides. It is a transcript of the gene CCNT1, whose product is annotated as cyclin T1. The record is from RefSeq and is a predicted model, not a curated record. Gene Ontology annotation, molecular function: cyclin-dependent protein serine/threonine kinase activator activity. The transcript has 9 exons. Gene Ontology annotation, cellular component: cyclin/CDK positive transcription elongation factor complex; nucleus. The coding region runs from base 1 to 2235 and encodes 744 amino acids. Gene Ontology annotation, biological process: regulation of transcription by RNA polymerase II; positive regulation of DNA-templated transcription, elongation. NCBI's taxonomy places the organism in Eukaryota, Metazoa, Chordata, Aves, Gaviiformes, Gaviidae.